AUGUUCCCAUUCAAGCCACCAACACAUGGAUUAUAUCCCUACUACUCUGUAUGUUUCGCCAGGAAUCUCAGUAAGCAGAACUUCUGCUUUGAUCCGCGAGAAGGAAGAAGAAUGGUUAAUUCGUUUCUUACAGGGCUAUACGAUAACGAUGUGACGUUUGGCAUUCAGCGCGUGGGCGGACCAGAUGACACCACACUGUACAAAUGCUGCCGCACACCCCCGGGUUACUAUAUCGACUACCUGUCGUGCUACUACAAAAUGACCCACGAUCAGUACUACGAGUACUACAAUGCACCGUUUUUCCUGGUGUUUUGCGAUACGGGACACGUUGUCACGGGAAUGGCCAGGAAAAUCAAUCCCUACGUGAACGAGUACAAUUUGGACUGGAUACAGUGCUGUCGCGUGGGUGUCGGACCAGGACCGGUGUGGCCGGUACUCGGUCCCUCUUAUCUGCUACACGGUUUAUCCGGUCGAUCCGAUCAUGGAUUCAUCGGUCACCGGGCGGAAAAUACGGCAUCUGUUGGUCAUAUUCUUGCCAUGCAGUGAACGAAUAACAUUGAUUGGUGAGCAUUCCAAACGCCAAACUAGCAAAAUCUCGAAAACGCGGAAGUCGCUGUAUAUAUGUUAAUAGUUCAAUCAAUUAGCUAAAUCAGUAAGUACUCACAAGACGCGGCUUUUUCUUAUUUUCGAGCCGUUACAAAGCUGUUUUUGGUGAA
Paramacrobiotus metropolitanus is the source of this 716-nucleotide messenger RNA. RefSeq lists its product as uncharacterized. The transcript is spliced from 3 exons. Bases 1 to 546 code for a protein of 181 amino acids. NCBI's taxonomy places the organism in Eukaryota, Metazoa, Tardigrada, Eutardigrada, Parachela, Macrobiotidae. The record is from RefSeq and is a predicted model, not a curated record.